UACGAUGGCGUACUACAAGGGUGCCGCCUCGGAAGGUGGCCGAGCCGCCCAUCUCAUGAAACGGCGUGAACUAGCCCAACAGGAGGUCGAAUUUCGCAAGAAAAAAAUCGAGGAGGACCUCAAAGUAAGCAACAUUGAGAACAAAUUCGCCGCCCAUUACGAUGCGGUGGAGCAGCAGCUUAAAAGCUCCACCAUCGGGUUGGUUACCCUGGAUGAGAUGAAAGCGAAACAGGAGGACAUUGUCCGGGAGCGUGAAAAAAAGUUAGCCCAAAAGAAGGAGGAAAAGGACAAGGAAAAGUUGAAGGCGCUCGAAGCUAAGCUGGCGGAAAAGGAUCGCCAGAAGCGACAGAUACAGGCACUGUCGUUUGAUCCGGAAGAUGAGCCGGAGGAGCAGGAGGAUGAUGGAGAUGGCGGUUCGGAGAAGGAUUCGGAAGUGGAGGAUAAAAAGAAAGAGCUGGUUAUUAAGCGCUCCUGGAAGGAUCAGGCACCGAGUGGCGUGAAAAAGAUUCGUAAAAACCCGGACGUGGAUACGUCGUUUUUGCCGGAUCGAGAGCGUGAGGAGCGUGAUAAUCGGUUGCGCGAGGAACUGCGACAGGAAUGGGCCAUGAAACAGGCAACAUUGAAGGAUCAAGAAAUUACCAUCACGUUCAGUUACUGGGAUGGAUCGGGACAUCGAAAAUCUGUCGUAAUGAAGAAGGGUAAUUCUAUCUAUCAGUUCCUGCAAAAAUGUCUGGAAAUGCUUCGCAAGGACUUUAGCGAGUUGAAGACGGUAAUGGCCGACCAGUUGAUGUACGUGAAGGAAGAUUUAAUUCUACCGCACCAUUACACCUUCUACGACUUUAUCGUGACGAAGGCACGUGGUAAGAGUGGUCCGCUGUUCAAUUUCGACGUGUUCGAUGAUAUUCGUAUGAUAAGCGAUGCCACGGUAGAAAAGGAAGAUUCUCACGCUGGCAAAGUGUUGCUCCGUUCGUGGUACGAGCGUAACAAGCACAUCUUUCCGGCUUCUCGCUGGGAACCGUAUGAUCCUACCAAGGUUUACGAUAAGUACACAAUCAAGGACAAGAGCAAGAAGUAAUAGACGAACAUUUAAU
Anopheles maculipalpis is the source of this 1091-nucleotide messenger RNA. Its product is annotated as protein FAM50 homolog. The record is from RefSeq and is a predicted model, not a curated record. The coding region runs from base 5 to 1075 and encodes 356 amino acids. Gene Ontology annotation, cellular component: nucleus. The transcript has 2 exons. Gene Ontology annotation, biological process: chromatin organization. NCBI's taxonomy places the organism in Eukaryota, Metazoa, Arthropoda, Insecta, Diptera, Culicidae.